AUGGAUUACCUAAAUAAAAUUUCCCGCGUAAUAAUUAUAACAACAAUCAUCGCCACUUUUUUCGCGUUAUCAGAAUCACAUCCAAUUAAUUCUCGUAAUGAUUUACACCUACAAUUGAAACGACUUUUCGCGCCUACAUCUGAGAAAACAUGGAGCAAUUGGGCUGGUACGGUUACAAAUAAUCCACAAUAUAUUUUUCGGCCAAAUACUGUAGAUGACCUUAAGGAUAUUGUGAAAAACGCGAAAGUGAAUGGGAAAAAAGUUCGUUGCGCAGCGCAUGGACAUUCGUGGAGUUCUUUAUCGGCUACCAAGGAUUACUUGGUUAUUGUAAAUAAUUUGACUAAAGUUACAGUGCAAAAAAACGUCAAAUAUGGUUGGACUGUCACUGCCGAAGCUGGUGCAUCAGUGAAACAGAUUGACGAAGUACUUCGCAGCAAUAAUCCUCCUUUGGCAAUUGAUUCAACAACAGUUAUAGAUUCGGUGUUUGCGUCUGGCAUUGUUUCUACCGGAUCUCAUGGUGCUAAAACUCAAGGCGCAACGAUAUCCGACCAAGUAGUUGCAUUACAAAUUGUCACGGGUGAUGGUCUUCUUGGCAUUAUAUACACGGUUACAUUCCGCGUGGAGCCAUUAUUCAACUUGCGUAUGAUUGACACAACCCCAUUAGCGACGGACUGGCUCAAACCUGCUAAUAUUAAAAAAUAUUAUGAAAGUUCUGACAGCCUUGAAGUCUUCUAUUGGCCAUUCAAUCAAGGAAACAUUGACACUUCAAAAGAUUUGUUAUGGGUUAAACAAUGGAUUCGAACUCAAACACAAGCAACAGUUUCUCAUCAAGCUUGGGUUAUUCAGAAACAGCUAGCUGACCCAAUAAUUGCAACCGCUAACGAGGUUUAUCAGUUCCUUCUUAAUAAUCCUGAAUUGACUCCCACGAGUUCUGCCACAUUAUGGAAGCUAGGGCCAGGAAAAUUUCCGAGCGAUCUUGUGCUUGAAGCAGAAGAUGCAUUGCAUUUUCAACCUGGUCUCGACGCUAUUAUUGUAGAUACAUCGGAAUUUACCUUUAAAGUUGACAAGGACUUUAUCAAUGUUUCCGAUGAGAUUUUAUAUAUUCUUAAGAGGCUUGCUGAACUUGCCAAGCAAGGCCAAUUUCCAUUGAAUAUAAUUGCAGAAUUCAGGAUCAACAAAGCCUCGAAAUCAAUUUUAGCUCCUUCUUACGAUAAUGAUCCAAAUGCGAUUUAUUGCAACAUUGAACUUUCUUCCUACAUUGGCACGAAAGGCUGGCAAGACUUUGCUACCGAAAUGGGCAAAAGAUGGAUUGAUAAAUACCAGGCUAGACCGCAUUGGGGUAAAGAAUGGGAAUACGUAACAGGCGUAAAGUCAUUCCUACGUACAGCAUUAGGCGCUCGUCUCGAAGCAUUCGAAAAAGUUCGUGCUAAAUAUGACCUUGGAAAAAUCUUUUUCGAUAAUGAUUCGCUGAAACAAAUAUUUUAUGGAUAG
This is a messenger RNA of Ambispora gerdemannii, 1491 nucleotides long. Lineage: Eukaryota; Fungi; Glomeromycota; Glomeromycetes; Archaeosporales; Ambisporaceae. The record is from the annotation of a GenBank genome assembly.